Molecule: messenger RNA, 272 nt
Organism: Schistocerca serialis cubense
Lineage: Eukaryota; Metazoa; Arthropoda; Insecta; Orthoptera; Acrididae
Product: odorant receptor 2a-like
Exons: 3
Coding region: 21-272 (83 amino acids)
Biological process (GO): sensory perception of smell; detection of chemical stimulus involved in sensory perception of smell
Cellular component (GO): plasma membrane
Molecular function (GO): odorant binding; olfactory receptor activity
Source: RefSeq, a predicted model, not a curated record
CUCUCCUGUGCGAAACUGGAAUGUUUUGCAUAUUUGGCCAUGCCUUAACCGAUCAGAGCGAGAAGCUGAUGCAGUCGGCUUUCAGCUGUGGCUGGACAGAGAGCGACGUCCGCUUCAGACGCAGCCUGCUGACCUUCAUGACGGCGUUGGUUCGACCGGUCGAGAUUACAGUGGGCAAGACGACCAAGCUGUCUAAGGAGACGCUGGUCCAGGUCCUUAACGGAACGUACGGGCUGUUGAACCUGCUUUAUCAUUUCCAUAGCAGUGUAUGA